Dimorphilus gyrociliatus is the source of this 343-nucleotide messenger RNA. NCBI's taxonomy places the organism in Eukaryota, Metazoa, Annelida, Polychaeta, Dinophilidae. The record is from the annotation of a GenBank genome assembly.
GAUGUUAGAUACUCUCACUAUUGUCUCCUCUAUUAAUCGAGUUCUACGCAACCUGGCCUGCGACAAUCAAAAGAGUUUGUCUCAUGCUAAUGUUAUGUACGAUAAAUUAGGCCUUUUAAAUGGACAAUCAUGGGCAAGACCUAAUCCUUGGUAUGCCUCAAACGCUAUGCCAAGUUUGGCGGCUCAGUAUCAUCCUCCGGCGCCUAUCAGCCCACCAGAAAGGAAAAAAGGUUUGUACGAUCAUUUUUUUAAAUAUGAUAAAAAAGGAAAAAUUGCCGUAGCUAAUGCGAGGGGCGUGGCGGCGAACCGGUGCCCGCCCGCCCGCCCGCCAGAUGCUCAAUAA